Messenger RNA from Fonsecaea erecta, 2247 nucleotides. Its product is annotated as Transcriptional regulator WAR1. The record is from RefSeq and is a predicted model, not a curated record. Gene Ontology annotation, molecular function: transcription cis-regulatory region binding; DNA-binding transcription factor activity, RNA polymerase II-specific. The transcript has 3 exons. Lineage: Eukaryota; Fungi; Ascomycota; Eurotiomycetes; Chaetothyriales; Herpotrichiellaceae. Gene Ontology annotation, biological process: regulation of DNA-templated transcription. The coding region runs from base 1 to 2247 and encodes 748 amino acids. Gene Ontology annotation, cellular component: nucleus.
AUGACCCGAGUUCGUUUCCCUCGGAUUGGAUCAUUUGUUAUCGAUGACCGUGGUCUUAUACGCUUAGAGAACCGACCUCUUACUCUCGAGAUACAAGAUUUGGAGAACGACGGGAUUCCUCUUGAUAUCCCAAGAGCCCGUACAUACUGCACCGUCGACGCUUAUGUCGAUGCUUUACUGUCUUGUCAUGACAGUCGUCUACAACACCAGCCCAACGCCGUCAACGACGCGGGAGACUGUGUCAGUCAGAUGUGCGCCUUGGUCCUCUUGUGCGCUUUGCGUCCUCGAUUCUUUGACCCUAAGCUUAACCAUGGUCCCUUUGCUCCUGGUCUUACUGAUCUAAACUUCAACAACAUUAUAGUGGACGAUGAUUGGAAUAUCACUUGUAUCAUUGACCUGGAAUGGACUGCAGUUCUUCCACUCGAAUUCAUACGGACUCCCUGUUGGUUGACAAGUCAGGCCGUGGACGAGAUUGACGUUGAUCACUACAACAAGCUCCGGGAGGAGUUCAUGGAAGUCUUUGAAAAAGAAGAAAGACGCCUUGGUCGCUAUAGCGAUAGCUUCCGAUGCUCGUCUAUUAUGAACACGACCUGGAAACUGGGCACCUUCUGGUGCGAGGAUGGCGGACUUGCUUGUGUGCCUCAUGAGGCGAUCAAACGCACGGUUCUGCAGAAAAGAGUGAGAGGGCGUUUUGCUAGGACAAAUGCCAAUGCUCCCUUACCGGCCACAAAUGGGAGGGCGGAGUGUUUGCCGAACAAUGGCGAGGAAAGCCACUAUGUUGACAGUCCACCAACAUCCCGUGUUUCAAAGGCAUCAGCGUCAAUUGUUGGUGCAGAUACUCCAGGUACUUUCGGCCGUGCUCUUCUCAGAUUCUUGGAGGUCAGAGAGCCAUCACCAGGGCGUUGGGCUGCUGUUCAAGAUGUGCAUGGUCACCAAUGCUCCACGUUUCUGGACCGCUACAAGGACAUGAUUGAAGCAGUGCCACUGGCCAUCCAUGUACCUCCGUCGAACCUGGACGACCUCCUAUCGUCCUCCCCAACUCUCCUCCUUGCAGCCAUCCUCACUGGGAGCAGUGCCGACUCCGAUUUCGAAAAGCAAGCCGGCGAGGUGUUUCGCCACGUGCUCGCCGACCGAGUCAUCGUCCGCGGCCAGAAGAGCAUGGAGCUCCUGCAGAGCCUGCUGACCUACAUGAUGUGGUAUCACCACCGGUUCGACCCCGAGACCCUCCAGUACUACCAGCUCCUUCAACUUGCCAACGGUAUGGUCGCCGACCUUGGGCUUCCUAGGAGAUUCGCCACUGGCGGCAACUCACCGCCCCGAGAGGAUGAAGACCUGAAUGCCAUGCGCGCAUUCUUGCUAUGCUACUACAUCAACUGCAGCGGCGGCGUGCUCGGCUACGACCGGCCCGAGAACAUGCGCUGUACCGAGAGCUUGAGGAACGCGGCCAAGGUGCUUGCUGAAGUUUCCUCAAGACCUCAAGACAAGGAAGCGCCGGCACUGGUCGAGCUGAUGCACUUUAUAAGCCUCCAUCGAGUCGAUUUCAACCAGACUGAAUGUCGCGUCUUGCCAACGCAGAGCCUUACCGAGUGGAAAACAGCAUACCUCCGGGCAGAGACGUCGAUGAGCUUGAGGUCGACUUAUUAUUUCGUCGCGGGUUACACUGUCCUGAAAUCGUCGAGCUCAAUGCCCCUGUCCGUCGAAGAUGCCCUACUGUGUGUGGAGCACUUCGAGACACUCCUGUCGCAUAUCCUGAGCCAGGAACUCUGCUACCUCGUUCGACUAGGCACCAUGGAGUGGUCGCAUCUGAUCACCACCCUCUUCCGCCUCGCUCGUCUGGAGAGGUCGCGAGUGCUCGAAUCAGAUACCGCGGAUGCUUCUUCCCUGAACAGCCAUCCAUCACUCACAAAUCAAUAUGUCGGGCGCUUUCGGACUCUCAUGGCAGACCUCCUGGCGGAGGCCGAGACCGACACGGCUCUGAAGUCUCCGCAUCUCAUGGGCUGGCUCGACAAGAUAUUGACCGCAGUCGCUGCUCAGCAGGUCGGCUCAUGGGAGGUAUCUCAAGAUGCCGAUAAAGACGAGGAUGUGGGUCGCCAUGACGAGGAAUCGGCCUAUGAGCUCGUCAAUUCCUUCAUCGACGAGAAGGGCCGCGUACGAGAUUCUCACAACCCAAAGGGUUCGAACCCUGGGCGGCUGCAUGACGAGGAGGGCUUUUGGACCGAUUUCAUGUCUGACUGGCUCAACUGGUAA